Molecule: messenger RNA, 840 nt
Organism: Cordyceps militaris CM01
Lineage: Eukaryota; Fungi; Ascomycota; Sordariomycetes; Hypocreales; Cordycipitaceae
Exons: 5
Coding region: 1-840 (279 amino acids)
Source: RefSeq, a predicted model, not a curated record
AUGCGCAGCGCCAAGCCAAAACGAAGGAGUCGAGAAAGAUGGGAAAUCGAGCAUCAUUCUCUUUGGGAGGGGGGGACUUUGACCGCUGCCCCCUGCACACACGGGGCAGCUGGAGCGAGCAACAACACAUCGGCGUCCUCCGCCAAGUAUUAUGCGAAGGGGGGGGGGCGUGGUCGCCUCGAGUCAAGCACCGUCGAGGAGGAGGACAAAUCGAGCGGGCGGUCCGCGAGGAUCAGCUCACGAAAAAACACCGAGGACCGCGCUCUUGCCCAAAAGGCAGUUGUUGCCAUCAAUGGGCGGCGGAAGGGGACCAACCCCCCUGUCUGCCCGCGUUACCGCUCUGUGUUGAAGAUUGGCAUGGAAAUCUAUCCUGUGAUCGAUCGUGGGCUUGUAUCAAAGGUCGCCGUCAUCGGGGCUGUGAAGGCUACCUAUCGUACGUGCGCUCGCAAGAUGGAAUUGGGCCGCUGCCCUUCGAGGGUUGAACACGACAGCGACGACAAUUUGGGUGGCGCCUGCCCCAUACUGCGUGCGGAAUGCCAGACUGAAAGGAGAAUACUGCGGCCCCAAAAUGUUGCCGUCAUGGCCCUUAGUAGACUUGCCAAUUCCAGUAACUACUGUCCGGCUGAAAUCCACUCGUAUAGUCAUACUCGAUCGGUCAAGGUAUCCUUUGCCCGUGCUACCGCUCCGGUACUUGCGUCCACAAAGCAAAACCGCAGGGAUCAUCAGCCGAAUCUUGCUAGCCUGCGUACGGGUAGUGGGUUGAAUAUACCGAACCAGGGCCCCUUUGUUGGCACCAAGUCAAGAGGGAAAAAAAAGAAAAAAGAGGCUACCGGAGAAUAG